AUGUCGAACAAAAGAUCAUCAUUGGUUGACAAGCUAAGGAAUACUUCCUUUCGAAAUGUCGACCCACUACUCGUUAGCACUGAGCUCAAUGGAGACAAGAGUACCAAGGCAGUUACUAUUUUGAAAAAAAAUCCUAAAAUUGAACAGGCCCCCUCAUUUGAACCUUCCACUUUGGCUCAAUUGGUUGACUUGAAAAAGGAGAAGCCACUCUUUGGAAUGUCCCCAACUCCUCAAAUGGAUGUUUUUGUCGGUCACCUUCUCGAGAAACCAAUCAAGUCAUCAAAGCGGCACAAUGGACAGAUAUGUUGUUUCUGCCAGGACUCAAUACAACUCACUCUACCCGGAGAGACCAUUAUACCACUUCUGUGUGAACACUUGUGUCACAAGAAUUGCUUUAUGAUGCUUAUCGACCCACGAAACAGAAAGCAAUUACCCAUUUGCGAUAUCUGUAAAGCAUCCACCAAUGUGGUUGACGAAGAUGUUUAUCUUGGUGCGUUCGGCUCCACACUGACAAUGACUGGAAUAGACAACGAAUCCAGUGACGAUGACGAUGACGAUGACGAUGAAACUGACUCUACAAUGGACACCCCCAUCUUACUGCAAAAUGCCUCAGCACCGUUGAUUAGUACACCAACGGACCAAAUUAUCAACAAUCAGCUUCACACGCCACCCACUUCAGCACGUAAAGUAGACUGCGAGCCAUUACUUUUUCUGCCCAUCAUAACUUGCACAAGCGAAAUGCACCCAAUCAAACCUUUUGAAAACAACGAGGUUAGCUACGUUUUGAACAUUAAACCGCCCCCCAUUUACUCCAAUUCAAGCUCACAGUUCAAUCCGUCUGAUUUGAAAUUGAAAUGGAAAGUGUCCCAUUACGUAAUAGAACGUUUAAGUUUGAAUGGUGAGCUAGGAGAGCUAAUUGCUUUCGAUAAAAUGAGGAUCAGUGUUGACGGGGAGGUAUGGGAUGAAUCUUGCAUAUACCUAUUUAGCAAAUUCUUGUUGGUCUACAACGACGAAACCCUAGCCGGUGUGGUUUCAAUUUCAAAUGAUUUGUGUCUGGUGGGAAUGAUUGAUGGUGUGCUAAAUUUGAAUCUAACUGACAGCUCCCUACCCGAGUUGUACCUCAGCAAUCAGUUCAGCCAAACAAUUACAGAAAAAUGGGAGUAUGUCUUGCAGAAAGUAAAGGAGAAUCAACAGCCCAACACCAAUUUGUUUCAAUUCACCAGCACAUGUUGGUUGGACCUUCAGUACAAUGUUGACGUGCCCCUGAACUUGAUUCGUUUUAAUUAUCUACUUGUACAUGGGGAAGAGUUGCCAAGCUUCUACUUGGCGAAAAUCUUACCCCCUCCUCACCCUCUUGCAUUGAAUAUUGUUAUUGCAGUACCCUUAUUCAACAAAACGAACUUGUCCAAUGCUGAUUAUCUACUGAGGUUGCAAGAGUUUUUACACCACAUUCGCUCCUCUUUGAAUGACACCGACAAAAUGGCACUCAUAUUUCUUGGUGUUGACCACUUGCACAAUCCAAAGGCCAGCGGAACAUUUAUUGGAUGUAUUGAAGCCUCAUGGAACGGAUGGGAUGAUAUAAUAAAGGACAUGAGUAUCGUUGCAAACACAUUCAGCAAUGAUGCUCAAGAGUUGGAAGUAGCGCUUGAAAAGUGUGCUGAUUUAUACCCCUUCAUUCCUUGUAAAGACAAUUCAAUCAAUAAGUUAUUGUUAUUGAGUUGCGGCGAGUAUGACGUUGUCAACGAGAGGAAACACAACCUUGGUAUCAAAAGGGUUCCAAGAAUGUCAUUAACUUUGUUAAGAGUUGGUUCACAUGUGGAUAUUUUCAAAGAGAUGUCGGCUGUCUCUAAAUUUGAAUAUGGGAAUGAGCCGGUACUUCGAUAUGCAACCUUCGACAGGCUUUUUUUGUCGAUUGAGCUUUUGAUGAAAAGAAUACAGAGUACUUGCAUAUCACACUUGGAGAUUAAUUUCAAGACAGAGAACAACAUCACCAUUUCAUCUAUUGAAUUGUUUGGAAAGAUGAAGCAAAUGGAAAGUCAAUCCCAAAAAAUCAGUUUUAACGGCAUAGCGUCAUCCGAUGAAAGAAAUUUCCUCAUAACCGUGAAAGUCCAAGAAAGCAAUCCUGAACUAGGCAAGGUGCCUUUAUUCAAUUACAGAGCAACUUGGGGGGACAAUAAACUGAUAGAGAAAACUGUGAUUGCCAACAUUGAUCAAUCGAGGUCACCAAAGUUACCUAUAGCAAACGGGGAGACUAGAGUUGCCGAGCCUGGAUCACCAGAGAAAAGCCUCCCAAAGAGCAUAUAUUUCUUGGACAUACCCCUUCUACCCCCAUUAUCUCCGAGUCGAAACGCCCCAUAUGCAAAACGACAAGCAGAACUUUUGAUUAUUCAGCACUUGCGCCAAGCUAUUGCAGAAGAAAGCCCUUGUGCAUUGCAGGCUUGCAUUUCAGUGGCUUAUGGUUUAUUGAAAGGUAUUUCGCAAGGCUUGGGAGACGACAACAAACCCCAUAAAAUGGUAUUAGACUCACACAAUGACAACAUGUUAAAGUUGAUGGCAGUUACCAGAGCAAUCAACUUGGAUAACCAACGAUAUGUUAGUUUUUUAGUGGACCAGCUUGGAAGUAUCAUCGAUUUAUUUGAUAUAGACACUAAAGAAGCGGUGGACAAAUGUUUUGAUUUGGUAUAUAGCCUAGUAUGA
Lodderomyces theae is the source of this 2697-nucleotide messenger RNA. It is a transcript of the gene FAR1, whose product is annotated as cyclin-dependent protein serine/threonine kinase inhibiting protein. The record is from RefSeq and is a predicted model, not a curated record. The transcript has a single exon. NCBI's taxonomy places the organism in Eukaryota, Fungi, Ascomycota, Pichiomycetes, Serinales, Debaryomycetaceae. Bases 1 to 2697 code for a protein of 898 amino acids.